AUGGAAAAUUCCAGCAAAAUCUUUGAUGUCAUAGUGAUCGGAGCAGGGGUUAUGGGAAGUUCUACGGCUUACCAGACUGCCAUGCGCGGCCUAAACACCCUCCUACUCGACCAGUUCGACUUCUUGCACCACCGUGGCUCGUCCCACGGUGAAUCAAGAACAAUCCGUGCAACCUAUCCUGAAGAUUACUAUUCCAACAUGGUCUUAGAGUCCUCACGUCUUUGGGAAAAAGCUGAAGCUGAAAUAGGAUACAAGGUCUACUUCAAGACCAUCCAAUUUGACAUGGGACCGUCUGAUGACAAAGCCCUGAGAGCUGUAAUCAGCAGUUGCAAGAAAAACUCAAUCCCAGUUCGGGUUCUUGAUCAUCAUCAAGUAUACGAAGAAUUCUCUGGUACGAUCGAGCUACAGAGGGACUGGAUUGGGGUGGUGACAGAGCAUGGUGGUGUAAUUAAGCCAACGAAGGCUGUGGCCAUGUUUCAAACACUUGCAGUUAAAAAUGGUGCAAUGCUUAGAGACAAUAUGGAAGUGAUUGAAAUUAAGAGAGAUGAAGUGAAAGGAGGGCUGAUGGUUUGUACAAAGAGUGGUGAGAAAUUCUGGGGUAAAAAAUGUGUUGUAACUGUAGGGGCUUGGAUGAAAAAUUUGGUUAAAGAGGUUACAGGAUUGGAUCUUCCUAUACAGCCAUUGGAAGCCACUGUCCACUAUUGGAAGAUCAAAGAAGGGCACGAGGCCAAAUUCACUCUUAAAACUGGUUUCCCAACAUUCGCGAGCUAUGGCGAGCCAUAUAUAUAUGGCACGCCAUCAUUGGAGUUUCCAGGAUUGAUCAAAAUCUCGGAGCACGGCGGCCGCCCAUGUGAGCCUAAUGAGAGGACGUGGGCUGCACCGCCUUUGGUGGUGGACUCUCUGAGGCAAUGGAUAGAAGGAAGAUUCGGAAACCUCAUAGAUCACAACGGGCCUGUGAUGACACAGUCUUGUAUGUAUACGAUGACACCUGACGAGGAUUUUGUGAUUGACUUUGUUGGUGGGGACUUUGGAAAGGAUGUGGUUGUUGGUGGAGGGUUUUCAGGGCAUGGAUUCAAGAUGGCUCCAUUAGUUGGGAGGAUACUGGCUGAUCUUGUGACUGUUGGUGAGGCAAAAGGUGUGGACCUCAAGUACUUUAGUAUAGAAAGAUUCAAGGGGAAUCCUGCAGGAAAUGUUAAGGAUUUUGAAGAUCAAGUCAACACCCAUUAG
Messenger RNA from Fraxinus pennsylvanica, 1227 nucleotides. NCBI's taxonomy places the organism in Eukaryota, Viridiplantae, Streptophyta, Magnoliopsida, Lamiales, Oleaceae. The record is from the annotation of a GenBank genome assembly.